AUGCCGGAAACAGACGAGGAGAAAGUGAAAAGAUAUACCGACUGCCUAGCAAAUGGGGUCGAUCCAAAACGAGCGCUGAAACGUUUGUAUGAUUUACAAGUGACUCCUGAAGUCUACAAGUCGUUGGACACAUACCGCUACGUCCAAAGAUACGAAUCGUCACCGGAGCUGGCAAAAUAUGCGAAACGAGUUCGUGACAAGCUCAUUGGGCGGAAGAGGGAGAGAGGGGACAACGUCAUAACGGGUCAUGAACACGAACACGGUACGCAUCAGGUAAAGAAGCCAAAGCAAGAGCAGGCGAAUCUUGAUGAGGAGUUUGCUGAAGCCAUGAAAGGAGGAGUGACUGCGCAUUCAGCAAGUGCUCCACGGGUUGCUGUGGACUACAGCAAAUACAAAGUUACCAAACGUACGGAAGUGAAGGUGGAGCCGAAACAGGAAAUAGUGGAUGACUACGAACAUCAUGCAGUAUCAUUGUCUUCAUCAUCUUCGGCAGUGGCCAAGAAACCAAAGGAGUAUGCUCCGAUUGUGUCUACGAUCAGGCCACCGAUGCCACACCUGAAGAAGGCAAUACCACAGAGCGAGAGUUUGCAUGCUGACGAAAAUAUGUUCAAACCGCGGAAGGAAAGACAGAAAGUGUUCGCUGGAAGACGUAGAAAGAUCGGAGAGGGAGUUCCCUCGCUCAUUUCAAUGUGCCAGGUCGUUCUCACAUCAAACAUUGACAUGAUCGACCAUGUCGGUGUCGUUCCAUUCAACCUUCUCGAGCCAGCACUCAAUCAUGCUACCACCGAGCAACUUCGUCGCAUUCUGGAUGCCAAUCCUCUUCUUGUGAAAGACGCCGACAAAAUGUUCUACGAGAAAAUUGUACAAGAGUUUCCAAAGUACGCGGAUCGCGAGAUGGACGAGGAUGAUACUUGGCGGGAGUUAUAUGAUAAGCUCGUUGAACGGAAAAAGAGAAAGGCCGAUGACAAGCUAGAACGACUGACAUCUCGGAUAGGAAAGGCUCACACUGGUUCAAAUCAAGGACGGCAAACGAUGGUGAUCGAUAUGGCUCACACUAGAGUUCGUUCAGGAGGAUUCUUCAAUACUGUGAGAGAGAGUCAAGUCAAAAUGACACCGACGCCGUCUGCAAUCCAGCUCUCACAAGCAAGAAAGAAUGUAAAGACUGAAGGAAAAGCUCAACUCAGAACCAUCACUCCACGGGGAGGACGACUUCCAACGACUUCCCGUUCUCGUUCAAACAACAAUGGAAGUAGUGGUGUGGUUGUCAAAAAAGUCGCACCUCUUAUGGCCAAAUGCAGGAAGAUGUUGAAAAGAUAA
Caenorhabditis briggsae is the source of this 1317-nucleotide messenger RNA. Gene Ontology annotation, cellular component: nucleus; elongin complex. Gene Ontology annotation, biological process: transcription elongation by RNA polymerase II. Lineage: Eukaryota; Metazoa; Nematoda; Chromadorea; Rhabditida; Rhabditidae. Bases 1 to 1317 code for a protein of 438 amino acids. The record is from RefSeq and is a predicted model, not a curated record. The transcript is spliced from 5 exons.